AUGUUAUCUAUUAAACGUUUACCGAGAUUAUCAACCUCAAAUAUACACAGUAAUAUUAUCUUUAAUUUGAAAAAUGGAAUUCUUACAAGAGAAUACAAAAAUUACUCAAAAUUGUCGAAUUUGUGUAAAUCACUGUCUUCUAUACACAACUGUACAGCUCAAUCUAAACAUCCACAAUUAAAACAGUUUAAUGCAGAAUACAAAGCUGCUGAAGCUUUGUUAAGAAGAUCAAAUUUGCCUGGAUUCACUCAUACCUUCCAGUUAUUGGGUCGUAGUCUACACACAAGUACAACCAACUAUAACAAAGAUGAAAAUGAUAAGGACAAGAAUAAGAAAAAGGAGGAUGCAAAUAUUCCCUCAAUUAUGGUGAAGGCUCUGUUUUGGAUAAUGACAACAUUCACACUAAUUAUGAUGAGUUCUAUGCUGCUAUCUGGUGAUAAUACACAAAGUGAAUUUGUCAGGUAUGUGUCAUGGAAUGAGUUUGUAUACUCUAUGCUAUUAAAGGGUGAGGUGGAAGAAUUAAUUGUACGGCCUGAUAUUGAAGUUGUCACCAUAAUCCUUCAUGAAGGAGCUGUUGUUAAAGGACGAAAAGCUACCAGUAGAGUGUAUCAUAUGAAUGUGGGUGAUAUUCAUAGGUUUGAAGAAAAGUUACGAGAAACUGAACAAAGUUUGGGUGUUAAAGAAGGUGUCCGAGUGAUAUACGACAGAAAUGGAAGUGUAGCGGGCAAAGUUAUAACAACUUUACUCAUUACGGCUGUCAUACUAUCCUUCCUCUAUUCUACAAAGUCUAUGAAAAUGAAUAUCAAUUUAGGGGGAUUUAGUCAAUUAAGCCGUGCUAAAUUCACUUUAGUGGAUUCCAUGCAUGGCCAAGGAAAGGGUGUGAAGUUCGAAGAUGUGGCGGGUUUGAAGGAGGCGAAAGUGGAAGUCAUGGAAUUUGUGGAUUACUUGAAAAGACCAGAACAUUAUAAGAGCUUGGGAGCUAAGGUACCCAGAGGGGCGCUAUUAUUGGGUCCGCCCGGUUGUGGCAAGACUUUGUUAGCGAAGGCUGUAGCGACUGAAUCGAAUGUUCCAUUCCUCUCUAUGAAUGGUUCGGAGUUCAUAGAAAUGAUCGGGGGCCUUGGGGCAGCAAGGGUCAGAGAUUUAUUCAAAGAAGCAAGCUCGCGGGCGCCCUGCAUCAUCUACAUAGAUGAAAUGGACGCCGUAGGUCGAGCUCGAUCCUCUGGAGGAUCAUCUUUUGGAUCAGGAGGUGGAGAAGGAGAACAGACCCUCAAUCAACUGUUGGUGGAAAUGGAUGGAAUGAAGAGUCGUGAGGGCAUUGUUGUACUCGCUUCGACUAAUAGAGCUGAUGUUUUGGAUAAGGCGUUGCUUAGACCUGGCCGCUUUGACAGACACAUUCUUAUCGACCUGCCAACUCUUAUAGAAAGGGAAGAGAUCUUUGAGAGGCAUUUGAAAAAUAUCGUCCUAGAAGAUCUUCCUAAAUAUUAUGUUAAAAGGCUCGCAUAUCUAACUCCAGGUUUUAGUGGGGCCGAUAUCGCAAAUGUAUGUAAUGAAGCAGCUUUACACGCAGCAAGGCACAAACAGAAUAUUGUUCGAGCCGUGAACCUUGAAUAUGCAGUUGAAAGAGUUGUUGGUGGAACGGAGAAGCGGAGUCACGCAAUGUCCCCUGCGGAGAAACGGAUAGUUGCGUACCACGAGUCGGGACAUGCGUUAGUUGGAUGGUUAUUGGAACACACAGACGCAUUAUUAAAGGUCACUAUAGUGCCACGGACCAAUAUGGCCCUGGGUUUCGCGCAGUACACCACUUCGGAUCAGAAGCUGUAUUCUACGGAAGAGUUAUUUGAUCGUAUGUGUAUGGCACUGGGUGGACGCGCGGCGGAGGCAAUAAUUUUCAACUCAAUUACAAGUGGAGCCAAGAAUGAUCUAGAAAAAGUUACCAAAAUUGCGUAUGCGCAGGUCCGCGUCUAUGGUAUGUCACCAAAAGUUGGGCUGCUCUCGUUCCCGGAUAUAAACGAACGAGGGAAGAGUCCAUUUAGCAAAACACUAAAAAACCUGAUGGAUUUGGAAGCAAGGAAGAUUAUCGCCAAAGCCUAUUAUGACACAGAGGAUUUGCUGAGGAAAAAUCUGAAUAAAUUAGAAGCGUUGGCUGAAGAACUGUUAAAGAAAGAAACGCUUAAUUACAAAGAAGUCGAGGGAAUUUUGGGCCCGCCCCCCUUUCCCGGUAAAAAAUUAAUUGACCCAGUGGAGUUUGAGAAUAACUUACGGAAUAUGGAAAAGGCGUCGAUUCGUGAGGAGAGUAAGGAGAUCGGAGCGCCCUCUACGAAGCCGGAUACACCACUGUGA
Messenger RNA from Pieris macdunnoughi, 2340 nucleotides. Lineage: Eukaryota; Metazoa; Arthropoda; Insecta; Lepidoptera; Pieridae. The record is from the annotation of a GenBank genome assembly.